GUUUAUGAUAUGAAAUUGAAAGUGUUAAACAUAAAAAAAAUGAAAAUUAACAUUAUUAUUGGAUCAGUUUUCAUAUUAAUUUUAAUAAAUAAUGUUGAAGGGAAAUUUAAUAUGGAUGGAUUGAAAAAAAUGGCAAAACCCUUAAAAGCUCCAUGCAUUCAGCAAUCAGGUGUUGAUCCAGAAUUAAUUGAUGCAGCUCAUAAAGGAAAUUUUGUUGACGAUCCGCAACUCAAGUGUUAUUUUAUGUGUCUUAUGCAAAAAUUCAAAGCAGUAAAAGGUGGAAAACUUGCAGUGUCCAUUAUGAGAACUCAAGUUCAAGCUUUAGUAGAAGACAGUCUUGCAGUUCAAAUGAUUCAAGUGAUCGAUGCUUGUCAACAUCAUGCAUCUCUUCAUGAUGACUUAUGUGAAUCUUCUUAUGCAUAUAUAAAAUGCGCUUAUGAACAUAAUAGCGAUAUGAAAGAUGGAGAAAUAAAAAUUGAAAAAAUUAAGGAAUUAAUGGUUAGCUAUAACCCUACUAUAUCUGAAGCUGAUAUUGACAGUACUCAUGCAAAAUGUGUAACAGAAGCUCAACAGAAGACAGACAAAUGCGAUAUGGCACAAGAAUAUGGAAAAUGUGUUGAUGCUAAUAAUAUUAAAUGUGAUGUUAAUGUUUCACAAUGUGCUUCUGAUCUUUUGAUUCCAGAAGAAGAAGGAAAAAAAAUGAGGGCAGAUCGCGAUUUUGCAAAAGAAAGAUUGCGCUGUUAUUCUGUAUGUUUUAUGAAAAAAUCUAAUGAGUUGGACGAGAACAAUAAGUUUCACAUAGAAACAAUAUCAAAAAUUGAACAUACAUUAUAUCCUGAGAAAGCUGAUGAAAUCAUGAAAGCAAUCUCAAUUUGUAUUGAUAAAGUUAAAAAUAUUGAAGAUAAAUGCGAUUUGGCGAAUGCUUAUGACGAUUGUGUACAGGGAAACGUAAAUUGUAUUCCACAACCACCUCCUCUAACAGAGGAAAUGAAGAAAAAUAUGGAUGAAUGCCGUACAGAACUUGGAUUAACAAUAGAGGAAGAAAGAGAGCUUCAUAAGAAGCGCGAUUUUGAUAACGAAAAAAUGCGUUGUAUACCAGCUUGUUUGAUGAAGAAAGAUGGCAUCCUUCAAGACAACAAAGAAAUUAAUAUGGAUAAGUGGUACGAAAAAAUACAACAAUUUAAAGAUCUCACUGAUGAUAUGAAGAAAUCAUUACAAGAUUGUUAUGAACAAGUCAUCAUGAAUUCUCAAUUAUUAGUACUUAUCGCAUUUAUCGGUUUCUGUGGUUUUAAAAGUAUAGAAUGCGGCAUGUCAAUGGACCAAGUUGAAAACAUGGCAAAAGGAAUGCGAAAAUCUUGUUUAGCUAAAGUACCAGUUGAUCCACAAUUAGCAGUAAAUGUAAGAAACGGACAAUUUCCUGAAGAUCCAAAUUUAAAGUGUUAUAUGAGAUGUAUAGCAAAAAUGUCAAAGAUGAUUAAAAACGGUAAAAUUGAUGAAGGCGUUGUAUUGGCUCAAAUAUCUCUUAUGCCCGUAAAUAGUGAUCGAUUGAUUGCUGCAGCAAAAAAAUGCACAUCAAUAACGGCCGACGAAGAAUGUGAACUUGCUUAUCAAUAUGUAAAAUGUAAUUACGAACAGGAUCCGGAAAUAUUCUUUUUCCCUUAAGAAAAAGAAUGUCUUAAAUUUUAAGUUAAAAAAGAAUGUAUUUUAAAAUUAAAAUUUUAUAAAAUGAAACAAUUAUAAAGAAUAAGUGUUUUUAUAAAAAAAAAAUUUUUAAGAAUAAUAUUUACGUAUAUCAGUAUUGUGAAA
This is a messenger RNA of Leptopilina boulardi, 1806 nucleotides long. RefSeq lists its product as uncharacterized. NCBI's taxonomy places the organism in Eukaryota, Metazoa, Arthropoda, Insecta, Hymenoptera, Figitidae. Gene Ontology annotation, molecular function: odorant binding. The transcript has 19 exons. The record is from RefSeq and is a predicted model, not a curated record. The coding region runs from base 10 to 1662 and encodes 550 amino acids.